Microplitis demolitor is the source of this 10399-nucleotide messenger RNA. It is a transcript of the gene N, whose product is annotated as neurogenic locus Notch protein. The record is from RefSeq and is a predicted model, not a curated record. The transcript is spliced from 9 exons. Gene Ontology annotation, cellular component: protein-containing complex; plasma membrane. The coding region runs from base 1177 to 8064 and encodes 2295 amino acids. Gene Ontology annotation, biological process: regulation of developmental process; cell differentiation; establishment or maintenance of epithelial cell apical/basal polarity. NCBI's taxonomy places the organism in Eukaryota, Metazoa, Arthropoda, Insecta, Hymenoptera, Braconidae. Gene Ontology annotation, molecular function: protein binding; calcium ion binding.
CCCAAGCGCGUCACUUGCGUGUUGUAACGCUCGCCGGUUUUUAAAUAUUAUUAUUUUAAAAUAUAAUAUUAUCUUUUCAAUAAGUAGAUUAAUUAACAUUGUAAUGUGACAUGACACUAUUUAAAUUAAUAAUUAAUAUUACCCAGUUAAAGUAAUUUAAUUAUAAUCGUCCAUCGUUCAAAACGGAGUUAACUUUAGCGCCAAUGGAUAAAUAUUUAAAAUUUACAAGAUUUGGAUAAAAGUGACAGAUGUCCAGUGUUUAGUUAUUGAUAUUUGACAUUAUUAAUAACUAUUUUUAUUAUUGCAACUAUUAUUAUCUUAAUAGUGUACGUAGUGUGUGUUCGACCCCCGUUAUAACUAUCAUGGAUACCACGUUGAUACGUUGUAAUACAGGAUAAAGGCAAUUUGAACGAGUUUAGGAGCCUCGAGAGAGAAAAUAAAAAAAACACAUAUAUAUAUAUAUACAUAUAUAUGAGUGAGAUAUUAUACUGAGUAUCAUCUCCAUUCUAUCGACAGCUAUAAAUUUAAAUGUGAGUGAGGGAUAAAGUGAAAAAAAACGCUGUGUGAUAAUUUAAAUUUUUUAUUAAACUGACCGCCAUAAGUUAAAAAUAAUAAUUUUCCGCGCGUUGACGCGGAAUUUAAAAACCGUGAAAACGGAUAAAAAGUAAAUUGUACAAUUUAAAAAAUAUAAAUAAAAAUGUUGAGGCAGUAUCGAUUCGGAACAUGACAGUUCCGAUAAAGUAAUAAUUUUUAAAAUUUUAAAAUAAUAAUUACGAUAUAUUACAAUAAAAAAUAAAAAUUAACAAUACAAAGAUCUCGUGCCUCGACUGUGAUAAUUGAUUAUUAUAUUUUAUUUAUUAAAGUAGUGCAAUUUGGAUGUAUACUUGUGGUGACGGUGCAAUAUCAAUUUAUAAAUAAUUUAAUUAAUUAUUAUUAUUAUUAUUAUUAUUAUUGAUUAUUAAUCAAAUAUAUUAUUAUUUAAAUUGAUGUGCAGUGAAGUGAAGUGAUAAAUAUAUAACAGUGUAGAUAAUAUAAAUAUAUUAUUUUGAUAUUUAUCGAUUGAAUGUUAAAUGCAGUUUUGUGUUAAACCCCCAGGAAAUGGAAUUAAUUGUGAAAUUAUUUGAAAUAUGAGGAAUAUCUUUUGUGGAUUAUCUUGUUGCUCAAAUCAUUAUAAAAAUGAGUCUCAAGAUUUUGUUUUUACUACUUCUCUUCGUCGUCAAUUCGAGAUGCAUCUGCGAUUCGGGAUACACAGGACAAAACUGCGAAAACGAAUAUAUACCAUGUGAUCCAACACCGUGUGUAAAUGGUGGAUCAUGUCGUGAAUUAAAUGAACUUGAAUACGAAUGUCACUGUCCAGAAGGCUUCCGAGGUCAACAUUGUGAGGAAAAUAUCGACGACUGCAUAGGAAAUCUUUGUCAAAACGGAGCAACAUGUGUGGACAGAGUUAAUGAGUACGCAUGUCUAUGUCCGCCGACAUUCACAGGACCACAGUGUGAAUCUGACGUUGACGAGUGCUCAGUACGUCCUUCGCUCUGUCGCAAUGGCGCGACCUGCACCAAUUCACAUGGAAGCUACUCGUGCAUUUGCGUUAACGGCUGGACCGGAUCUGACUGCAGCAUGAAUAUCGAUGAUUGUAACACCGCGGCUUGUUUCAACGGCGCCACUUGUAUAGAUCGUGUUGGCGGUUUUUACUGUCAAUGCACUGAAGGAAAGACUGGUUUACUAUGUCAUCUUGACGAUGCCUGUACGUCAAAUCCAUGUCACGAGGGUGCAGAAUGUAACACGAGUCCUAUAAACGGUUUCUAUACUUGUUCAUGUGCCAGCGGUUAUGAAGGAAUCGAUUGUUCGCAGGAUAAAGAUGAGUGUACGCAAGGUUCUCCUUGUGAGCACGAUGGAAUCUGCGUUAAUACACCCGGUUCUUUUGCUUGCAACUGUACCCAAGGAUUUACUGGACCAAGAUGUGAGACAAAUAUCAACGAAUGUGAGUCUCAUCCUUGUCAAAAUGACGGUUCCUGCCUCGACGACCCCGGAACAUUUCGCUGUGUCUGCAUGCCAGGUUACACAGGAACACAAUGUGAGAUAGACAUCAAUGAAUGCGCAACAAAUCCAUGCCUGAACAACGGCAUAUGUACAGACUUGGUGAAUUCAUUCAAAUGUGACUGCGCUAAAGGAUUUGCUGGAUCGCAUUGUCAGAUAAACAUAGACGAUUGUGCGUCAGCUCCAUGCAAAAAUGGUGGCACAUGCCAAGACUCGAUAGCCAAAUAUACAUGUGAAUGUCCAGCAGGAUUUACUGGUGCAUCUUGUGAAACGAAUAUCAAUGACUGCCAGUCGAAUCCAUGUCACAGCGGUACUUGUAUAGAUGGAGAGAAUUCCUUCACCUGUAGCUGCUUCCCUGGUUUCACUGGGAAAUUGUGUCAAACUCAGAUCGACGAGUGCGAGAGUAAUCCUUGUCAGUUUGGUGGUAGAUGCGAGGACAGAAUAAACGGAUAUCAGUGCAUAUGUCGACCUGGUACUUCUGGUACUAAUUGUGAAAUAAAUGUCAAUGAAUGCUACAGCAAUCCUUGCAGAAAUGGCGCCAGAUGCAACGACGGUAUCAAUAGCAAUCGGAUGCCAGGUCUAGGAUGGUAUUCAUGUGAGUGCGAGCCAGGAUUCACCGGACAGCACUGCGAGACAGACAUAAACGAGUGCUCGAGUAACCCAUGUGCCAACGGAGGUCGGUGCAUAGAUUUGAUCAACGGAUACCGGUGCGAAUGCCCCCGAGGUUAUUACGACGCGCGAUGUCUGAGCGACAUCGACGAGUGUGCAAGCAACCCGUGCGUCAACGGCGGGACCUGCGAGGACGGAGUGAAUCAGUUUAUUUGCCACUGCCUUCCAGGGUACGGCGGCAAGCGCUGCGAAGCGGACAUCGACGAGUGUGGAUCGAACCCCUGUCAGCACGGGGGCUCGUGCAUCGACCACUUGAACGACUACAGCUGCCAAUGUCUUCCCGGUUACGCAGGCAUCAACUGCGAGACGAACAUCGACGACUGCGCAGCGAAUCCCUGUCAAAACGGAGGUUCCUGCAUCGACCUCGUCAACGACUACAAGUGCGUUUGCGAGUUGCCUCACACAGGCCGCAACUGCGAGGAAAAAUUGGACCCAUGUUCACCCAACAAGUGUCUUCACGGGGCAAAAUGUACUCCGUCAUCAAAUUUCUUGGACUUUGCAUGCACUUGUACCGUCGGUUACACUGGUCGUCUCUGCGACGAAGAUGUCGACGAGUGUGUAAUGACAUCCCCGUGUCGUAAUGGAGCGACAUGUCGCAACACAAAUGGCUCUUAUCACUGCGUUUGUGCGAAAGGUUACGAAGGACGUGACUGCAUAAUAAAUACCGACGACUGUGCGUCAUUUCCUUGUCAAAACGGCGGUACUUGUUUAGAUGGAAUCGGCGAUUACACGUGUCUCUGCGUUGACGGUUUCAAUGGUAAACAUUGUGAGCUAGAUGUCGAUGAAUGUCAAUCAUCACCUUGUCAAAAUGGCGCCAUUUGUAAUCAAUACGUUAAUUCGUACACUUGUCAAUGUCAACUAGGAUUCUCUGGUAUUAAUUGUCAAACAAAUGACGACGACUGUACGAUAAGCAGUUGUAUGAAUAAUGGAAAAUGUAUUGACGGUAUCAAUAAUUACACAUGCGUUUGUCAGCCAGGUUACACAGGUUCAAACUGUCAGUAUCGAAUAAACGAAUGUGACAGCUCACCUUGUCUCAACGGGGCUACUUGUUACGACGAUAUAAAUCAUCAUUACACGUGUCACUGUCCUUAUGGAUACACUGGACAACGUUGUGAUAUGUACGUUGAUUGGUGCGCGGAUAAACCUUGCGAGAAUGGUGCUGCUUGUGUCCAACAUAAAAAUAAAUAUCACUGCAAUUGUUCACCAGGUUGGACAGGUAAAGUUUGUGACGUUGAAAUGGUAUCUUGCAAAGACGCAGCAAUACGCAAAAAUUUACCAGAAGAAUAUUUAUGUAAUAAUGGUACGUGCGAAGACAUUGGCAACAGUCAUCGGUGUCAUUGUCUUGAGGGUUAUACGGGAUCUUAUUGUCAAGAGGAAAUUAACGAAUGUGACUCAGCGCCUUGUCAAAACGGCGCGACUUGUAAAGAUCUUGUUGGUUUGUACCAAUGUCUAUGUACAAAAGGUUUCCAAGGACAGAAUUGUGAACUAAAUAUCGAUGACUGUCAUAAUAAUCCUUGUUCUCAUGGUGGCAAAUGCCAUGAUUUGAUAAACAAUUUCAGUUGCUCAUGUCCACCAGGUACACUGGGUAUUCUUUGUGAAAUAAACGUUAAUGAUUGUGUUGAAGGCGCUUGUCAUAAUAACGGAACUUGUACUGAUAAAGUUGGCGGAUUCGAAUGUACAUGUCCUCCAGGUUUUGUCGGUCCACGUUGUGAAGGUGACAUAAAUGAGUGUCUUUCUAAUCCUUGUGCCAAUCCAGGUACGCAAGAUUGCGUCCAACUGGUCAAUAAUUAUCACUGUAAUUGUAAGCCCGGUUACAUGGGACGUCAUUGUGAAGUAAAAGUCAACUUUUGUGACAGUUCUCCUUGUCAAAAUGGUGGUGUCUGUACAGCCAAACAAGCCGGUCACACUUGUUUAUGUCCAGCAGAUUAUUAUGGUCAUAAUUGUGAAUUUGCUGGAUCAUACUGCGAUAACAAACCUUGUCUACAUGGCGGUACUUGUCGUCCUGCUUCAACGGAAAUGGGUUACCGAUGCUACUGUCCGCCAGGAACAUCUGGUACUCAUUGUGAAAUAGACGCCAAAGACGAGUGUGAAAGUAAUCCUUGUCAACAACCCGACGCUUUGUGUGAAAAUCUUGUCGGUGAUUACGCUUGUUACUGUCCGCCAAAGUGGACCGGCAAAAAUUGCGAGAUUUACGACAACAAUAGUCGCGGUGGAAUCUUCGACAGACCGAAUUCCAUGAUACCCAAUAGGAAAAAUCCUUACGAGCUGGACCUAGCGCGGGAAAAACAAAAAUGCAUGGAAAAUAGAUGUGACCAAAAAGCCGGAAAUGGACGUUGUGAUCAAGAAUGUAAUCGGUAUGCGUGUAAUUUUGAUGGCAAUGAUUGUUCACUUGGUAUUAAUCCAUGGCACAAUUGUACGGCUCCAGUAAAAUGUUGGGAAGUAUUUAUGAACGGUGUUUGCGAUGAAGUGUGUAACAAUGCUCAAUGUUUAUUCGACGGACGUGAUUGUGAGAAGAAGUUAGCUCCUUGUAAUCCAAUAUAUGACGCGUACUGUCGCAAACAUUACGCCAAUGGUUACUGUGAUUACGGAUGCAACAAUGAGGAGUGUAAUUGGGACGGAUUGGAUUGUGAAAAUGAACCAGAAUCACUUGCCGAGGGUGUGAUAUCAAUAGUAGUACGUAUGGAUAUGAAGUCAUUUCUUGAUGAAUCUGUUGCAUUCUUACGGGAGAUAGGUCACCAGUUACGUACGACCUUGCGUAUUAAAUUAGACGAGCUGGGGAACCAGAUGGUUUAUCCAGUAAAUGAUAAUCGUGAUUCAUCAAUCCAGUCUUCGGUAUUCAGUAGACCCUCUGGAGGUUAUCCCGGACAUAAAAAUGGUAUAAAAGUGCUACUGGAAAUUGACAAUCGUAAAUGUACGACAACUGAGGGUAAGGUUUGUUUCUCGACGGCGAAUGAAGCUGCGGAAUAUCUGGCAGCGACUGCCUCAAAACAUUCGUUGCCAAACAGUUAUCCUAUUGAGUCAGUGACCGGGCUCUUACAUCCUGGACUUGGCCCAGACUAUCCAGAUACUCCUACGAACUAUAAAUAUGUUUUCAUUGGUGUUGUUAUCGUCGUUUUGGGUGGAAUGUUCGUAGGAGUCCUGGUUACUGCUCAGAAAAAACGUGCUGUUGGUAUAACCUGGUUCCCUGAAGGAUUUUUGCGGUCUAGUGCAGGCAGUGGUCAGCGUAGACGCAGUCGUAGACGUGGACCAGAUGGCCAGGAAAUGCGUAAUCUUAAUAAACAGCCUUCUGUUAAUUGUAUGGACAUUGAUGUAGGAAAUGGUCGCGGGCAGCGGUGGUCUGAUGAUGAAUCUGAUUUACCACCUUCUAAACGAAUGCGCGCAAUAGAACCUGGUUAUGCCAGUGACCACACUGCUAUCACUGAUUAUGAGGAAGCUGAACCGCGUAUGUGGACACAGCAGCAUUUGGAUGCCGCAGAAAUACGUCGUCCUGAUGCUAAUGGAGUUCUGACACCACCGAGUCUUGAACACGGUCAGGAUAUUGACGCACGGGGACCCUGUGGUAUGACACCGCUGAUGGUCGCAGCUGUACGAGGUGGUGGACUGGAUACUGGUGAAGAAGACGAUGACAGUGACGGUACUGCUGCUGUUAUUGCUGAUCUAGUUGCUCAGGGUGCAGACUUAAAUGCGACUACGGACAAAAGUGGUGAGACUUCACUACACUUGGCAGCACGUUACGCACGAGCUGACGCAGCAAAACGUUUGCUUGAUGCUGGCGCUGAUGCCAACUCACAAGACAACACAGGACGUACUCCAUUACACUCGGCAGUUGCUGCCGAUGCGAUGGGUGUCUUUCAAAUAUUGUUACGCAACAGAGCUACCAAUUUAAAUGCUCGUAUGCACGAUGGUACCACUCCGCUGAUACUCGCAGCCCGUCUGGCUACCGAGGGAAUGGUCGAAGACUUGAUAAACGCUGAUGCGGACAUCAAUGCAGCUGACAAUAGUGGAAAAACUGCACUCCAUUGGGCAGCGGCUGUCAAUAAUGUCGACGCAGUUAAUAUUUUACUAGUACACGGUGCUAAUCGUGACGCUCAAGAUGACAAAGACGAGACACCGCUUUUCUUGGCUGCUCGGGAGGGAAGUUUUGAGGCCUGUAAAGCUCUACUAGACACAUUUGCCAAUCGCGAAAUUACUGAUCACAUGGACAGGCUGCCACGUGAUGUCGCCAGUGAACGAUUACAUCAUGAUAUUGUGCGGCUACUUGAUGAACAUGUACCACGAUCACCACAAAUGGUUUCGGUUAUGCCCAAUGGUCCUCUCAUGGGUUCACCAAAUCAUUCCCAAUUAAUAACACCGCCUACAGUAAUUGGCUCUGCGCCAAAACAAUCAAAGGCAAAGAAACGUCCAAAAACAAAUGGACCUGGAAAUCCAACCUCACCAGAUUCCGAAGGCGCUGUUGUUGCAGCGGUUCGUAGAAAACCAUCAGUUAAAAAGUUAUCAGUAAAACGUGGCGCGCAACCACCAAAUCAAGAAAUCCCUCAGGGUGCUGAAGGGGCUGAAGGAAAUCUACCAAGUCCAUAUGACAGUGCCAGUCUUUACAGUAACGCACUGCCAUUAGUGAGUCACACAACGACAACAGCUAAACAACCACCUCCAUACGAAGAUUGCAUCAAAGGACAAUCAAUGCAAACACUACAGCAAUUAGGUCUUGAUACAUUUACAACAACCUACGGUUUACCAAAUUUUCAUGACCAAUUAUUAGCACCUCAUCAACGUCAAACCCAGGGGAUGAUAAAUACUCUGUCACCGCCAUACAGUAAUCAAUCACCACCACAUUCAGUUCAAUCAAACAUGACACUAUCGCCUCAGGCGAGUUACAUGGGUUCGCCAUCGCCGGCUAAAAGUCGGCCAUCACUGCCAACAUCUCCCACUCAUAUCGCCGCGAUGCGACAAGCGACGCAUCAAAAACACGGGGGUAUGCCGCCAGUAGGUUUUGACUUCGAGACACUGCCCUACGCCACCGGUCCAACUCAGAUGCAGCAGAUGCAGCAGACACAGCAGCAGCAGCAGCAACAGCAGCAGCAGCAGCAACAACAGCAACAGCAACAGCAACAACAGCAGCAGCAGUACUAUCAGUACUUGACGCCGCCAUCGCAUCACUCGGGUGCUGAUGUCACUCCUCAGCACAUGAUGCAGGCUCCCGAAAGCUUCCCCACCCCCUCUCCCGACAGUCCUGGUCACUGGUCAUCCAGCUCGCCGCACUCAACCAGCGACUGGAGUGAAUGCAUGGCCUCUCCCAAUGCCUACGCACCUGGUGCGCCUCAUCAGGGCAACAAAGGUUCCGAGGCAAUUUAUAUUUAAGCUAAUCCUUUAUUAUCAUUAUCAACUUUUUUUUAUAUAUAUUAAUUAUUAAGUCAAGUGUUAUUUAUACAUAUACAUAUAUACAUAUACAUAUACAUAUAAAUAUAUAUAACAUAGGUUUCUUAUAAAAAUACAAAAUAUUAAUAAUUUUAUUUUUUAAGAUUGCGAAGACUUCUUUGAAGCAGAGACACUACUCAUUUUUUUUUUACUACUAUAUGUUAUUUUAAAUCGUGCCUCAUGAUAUGUAAAACGUGACAAUUUAUUUAAAAAAUAAAAUAAAUAAAGUUUUACGGAUAAGUUAUUGUAAUUUCCGUAGUAGGUGCGAGUACGCUCAAUAAUUAAAUUUAAAAUAAAAUUUUAAAAAAUGUAAAGGUGCCUUCGACUUGCCAGAGUGUAGGUAAACCUUAUAAAUAAAUAAAUAAAUAAAUAAAUAAUUAUAUAAACAAAUGAUUUACGUCAUUUGUUAUUGUAAAUAAAUUACAAUCACUAGAUAAAUGAUUAAGACAAUCGAGUUAGAAAAUACAGUAAAAUUUUUUUAUAUUAAUUAUUGUAAGGAUAUUUGAUAAAUAAAUAAGUUAUAUUAUUUAAUAGAUUAAAAAUAGCACGAUUGUAGACAGUGAUGUCUCUCUAUAAUAGUAACAAAUCGUCACUGCCUAUUUUUUUAUAAAACAAACUUGCAGGCGGGACCAAUUGACAAUAACUUUUACUCUGCUGAAUUUAAAUUAACAAUAAAAGUACAUGAACAAUAAAACAAUUAUUAAAUAUUAAUGUUAAAAAAAAAUGAAACAAUUGUGCCUUUAAUUAUAUAUAUUUCAACCCAUAAUAAAAUAUUUUUUACGGGUAUAAAUCAUUAAACGUGUUAAUUAUUAAGGCAAUCGUAGUUCCCCACUUUUUAAAUAUGUCCGAUAAUUUUCAAGUGUCCGUAUUAAAAUUUAAUUAAUUAAUUAAUUGAAAAAAAAGUAUACUGUAAAAAAAUUGGGAGUGAAUUCGGAUUUUAAUUAAAUCCGAAUUCACUUUGUCACUCAAAGUUUCGGAGUAAAAAAAAAAUCACUCCGAUUUUGAGUUUCGAUAUCAAAAUAAACUUCUUUUCGGAGAUUAAAAAAAUAAAGUCAUCAGCUGCACAUUCACUCUGAAUUAAAUCCGAAAAUUUUUUACAAUCCAUUAGGACAUAGACUUUUUUUUAAAUUUAUUUACCUGACAAAAUUUGUUAAAUAAAUUUUCGAAUACAGAAUUUUGAAUUUAAAAUUAUAUAUAUUUUGAUAAAAAAUUUACUAGAAGUAGAUAAGAGGCUGCACUUAAAUUACGUAACGCGUUCAGAAUUUUUUUUCCAACCUACUUUUUUUUUAACAGAUUUUUUUCAAAUAUUCCCUUUUGUAUUUUUUUUUUAUUCUUAAAAAUUUCAAAUAAAAAUGUUUCAAUUGCUUUUAUAAUUAUUAGCUAAAAGACACUUCUAAUUAAAAUUCCUCAUUAUCAAUAUGUAUUAUAUUUGACUACAGAUAAAUUCUGACGCGGCAAAUUCAAUUAAAAUUUUUCUUAUUGAUUAUCUUUAAAUAUUUACUUUAAUAAAUUACAUGCUCCCUAUUAUCCUUAAAUUUAUUUCGUAAUUUAAAUUCAGCCUUUAAUUUAAAACUAUUUUUUUUUUUUUUUCAAAUCAAAUCCUUGGAAAAUAAUAUGUUGCCUUUUUCAAUAACUGCUUAAACUUUUAAAAAAAUUAAUUCAAAUUUGAAUACGGUUACAAUUGAAGGCAAUCAUAAAAAUUUAAAAAGUGUAAAGGGUUCGAAAAUAUUUUCAAAAACAAAUGGUUGCAAUGCGUUAGACUUAUACAUAAAAAUUGUAAUAUUUGAGGACCAGUGAAAAUCUUAUUAGAUAAUCAAAGGACGGUGAAAUGAAACCCGUCAUGCCGAACUGUUAAUCCAGUGCUAAGCAAUUUAAUAUGUAUAUGUAAGAUAAUAAAAUAAUAAUAGUAAUCCAUAAUAAUAAGUAAUUAAAACAGGAUUUAAUGAGAAUUUUUCUAUACAACAGACAAAUUAUUCCAUACAGACAUUCCAAUUCGUUAUUUUUAUUCGCUUAACUUUUUUUUUUACUGUCCAAAGCUUGUAAUUUAUAAGUCCAUUGAUUUUAGCUAUGGAUUUUACGACUAUUUAUUUAUUAUAAAUAAAUAAAUAAAUAAAAAUCCAUUUUACUAAUUAGAUUUAUUAAUAUUAUUAUUUCUUUUCUUUGUUGUUAAUUAAUAUAAGUGUCGUUAUUUUAAAAUUCUCAUUAACUCGUCUGUUAAAAGCCAAAAGUUUAUAUAUUACCGACAAAUAAACUUUAAAGGCUAUAAAUAAAAAGACAA